UAGGUUUUGCUUUUACCUCUCUAUUUCGUUUUGCUUCGUCCGGAAGUUCUUCGUCGCUGUUCGACUUCGCCCUUCGACGACGUUCCCUUCCUGUUAGAUCCGAAGUUACGACAUUUUGUGUUCGGAAGCGACAACGGGAGCUCGCUUGCUGUGAAGGGUAGCAGGACAGAACGAAGAGAGGCAACAAGUUAAUUUCAAAUCGUAAUGGAAAACAUCAAAGUGAAAAGAGCAGAAGAUUCCAUUGCCGGCAAUAAACGAGCUCUCGAAGCACUGAGGGAGCUUAUCAUCCAUCCUUUCCUAUAUGGCUGCAUUUCUCAGAAACUCGGCCUUAAGUGGCCCAGAGGAUUGCUGCUUUAUGGCCCCCCUGGCACGGGAAAGACAAGCUUGGUGGAAGCUGUGGUUCUAGAGAGUGGUGCACAUCUAACUAGGAUAAGUACAUCAUCUCUCCAUAGAGCACAUGUUGGUGAAAGUGAGAAGUUUUUGCGAGAAUCCUUUGCUCAAGCACAUUCAUAUGUAUCAUCGGGGAAGCCUUCUGUUAUCUUCAUAGAUGAAAUUGAUGCCAUAUGCCCACACCGUGAUAAUAGGAAGGAACAAGAAACUCGGAUAGUCGGCCAACUUUUAACUUUGAUGGAUGGAAGCAGAACUUCAUCAAAAUCCCUUCCACAUGUUGUCGUGGUAGCUUCAACCAAUAGGGUUGAUGCAAUUGAUCCUGCUUUGCGAAGACCAGGGCGCUUUGAUGCUGAAAUUGAAAUUAGUGUUCCAACUGCAGAUGAACGGUUAAAAAUUCUUGAGCUCUAUUCAAGGAAUGUAAAACUAAAUCACAAAGUUGACCUACAAGUAAUUGCUCAAUCCUGCAAUGGAUAUGUGGGCGCCGAUAUAGAGGCAUUAUGCCGGGAAGCUGCUAGGCUCGCAUACCGCAGGUCAUCAAAUGGGGCUAAAGCUGGUGAGGUACCUACACUAAAAAUGGAAGAUUGGGAAGGCGCAAAAUCUGAGGUUGGUCCGAGUAUCACAAGAGGUGUUACGAAAGACUUUUCUAAGGUAUCAUGGGAUGACAUUGGAGGGCUAAAAGAUUUGAAGAAAAAGCUUCAACAGGCUGUUGAAUGGCCCGUCAAGCAUUCCCAUGCCUUUGCACGGUUGGGGAUAUCACCACUACGUGGUGUUCUUUUACAUGGCCCUCCUGGGUGCUCCAAGACUUCCCUUGCUAAAGCGGUAGCUCAUGCUGCUCAAGCUUCUUUCUUUUCCUUGAGUGGGGCUGAAUUAUAUUCGAAGUAUGUUGGUGAGGGUGAAGCAUUAUUGCGCAGGACAUUUCAGAAGGCUCGUUUAGCAGCACCAAGUAUUUUGUUCUUUGAUGAAGCCGAUGCCAUUGCUCCUAAACGUGGAAGUCAUGGUGGGAAUUCAAACGGUAACGUUACUAUUGGUGAAAGGCUUCUUUCAACUCUGUUGACAGAAAUGGACGGCCUCGAAUUGGCUACGGGAAUUAUUGUAUUGGCUGCAACUAACCGGCCCCAUGCAAUUGAUGCUGCUCUUUUGCGUCCAGGCCGCUUUGACUUGGUACUGUAUGUACCACCACCAGACAUAGAAGGCCGCUAUGAAAUUUUACGCAUUCAUACGCGGACAAUGAAGCUGGGUGCAGAUGUAGACCUUAAACAGAUCGCAGAUAAGACAGAUCUCUUCACAGGUGCAGAUCUUCAAGGACUCUGCAGGGAAGCAGGAAUGGUUGCUCUUAGGGAAGAUAUCACUGCUGAUACUGUUUAUGAUCGGCAUUUCCAGGCUUCCAUGCAGUCUCUGAGGCCCUCAUUAACAAGAUCGAUGAUUGAAGAGUAUUCUCAAGUCAAGUUGCAAAACAGAGGUUGAGAUUUUUGUUCAUCGAGCUUUGGUAUUACAAUUGACAAAGCCUUUAUGAAUCAAGGCCACCAGUAGAAAAAAAUUAUUAUGUGCGGUCACUGGAGGCCGUUCGGAGGCAAAUCAUGAUGCUCCACAUCACCUUUUUGUUGUGUACCGGGUGACGUGGCGCAUUUUGAUUCGUCUAUGGACAAUCCGAUGACCACACAUAAUAAUUUUUCCAACAACAGAGGCUUCUGAUUCCUAAAAUAUUUCCGGUGCAUAGGUUUUAUGGAGCCAAAUUCUUCAUCCUGCAAAUAUUUAUAUUUUUUUUUUCCGAGCAUUGUUAUUUAUCUUCCCUCACAUAGGAAAGGAAAUAUGUAGAUUUAUAGAAUGAGUGCACAUUCUACUAUUAUGCAUGUAUUAAUGGUGAGUGAAGACAGUGAACAUCUUUGAUGUUCAGCUUCUAUUUUA
Dendrobium catenatum is the source of this 2295-nucleotide messenger RNA. Its product is annotated as cell division control protein 48 homolog B. The transcript has 13 exons. The coding region runs from base 205 to 1854 and encodes 549 amino acids. The record is from RefSeq and is a predicted model, not a curated record. NCBI's taxonomy places the organism in Eukaryota, Viridiplantae, Streptophyta, Magnoliopsida, Asparagales, Orchidaceae. Gene Ontology annotation, molecular function: ATP hydrolysis activity; ATP binding.